Molecule: messenger RNA, 1394 nt
Organism: Priapulus caudatus
Lineage: Eukaryota; Metazoa; Priapulida; Priapulimorpha; Priapulimorphida; Priapulidae
Product: dyslexia susceptibility 1 candidate gene 1 protein homolog
Exons: 10
Coding region: 66-1292 (408 amino acids)
Biological process (GO): inner dynein arm assembly; outer dynein arm assembly; cilium movement
Molecular function (GO): protein binding
Source: RefSeq, a predicted model, not a curated record
AGUGAUGGUGAUGCCGUUAGUUUACCCUAUAUUUUUACAGGAAUGGUGUAAUUAUUGAAGCUACGAUGCCCAUCAUUAUAAAAGAUUUUGCUUGGAAUGAAGAUGACGAUACUGUUAACAUAGUUUUGCCAUUAAAAGGUGUGAAGCCAUCCAAAAUAAGCAUAGUUUCCACAGACGAAUACAUCAAGGUCAGUUUUCCGCCGUAUCUGUUUGAGAUUGUACUUCAUGCUGCUGUUGACGAUGACAGGAGCAAAGCAAGAGUUGGAAACGGCAUUGUGCAGUUCUCAUUAUUUAAGCAAACCAAGGGUCUGUGGACGCAUCUCACUUCACCUAUGUUCGAUGAUAAGGCACAGCUCACGCAGAGGAGAGAAGAAGCAUUAAUAUUUGAACAGAAGAGAAGUGAGAGACAUGCUAAGGAGAAAGCUGUGAGAAAGCAGGAAGAAAAGCGAUUUGCAGUCCAGAAACAAAUGCAGCUGGAACAGGAAGAAAGGGAAAGGAUAGAAGCAGUCAAGGAGCAGGAACGGAUAGCAGCUACACAAGCACUGGAGGUUAUGCGAAUACGCGAUGCAGAAAGAUACCACUCUGUGGCAGAACCUUUGGACCAUACGAGCAAGACACCUACUCCAUCUAGUGACAGCAUUUCCAAUCCUUGUGAUAUGAAAAGAGUUUCAGCAGCUGUGAUGCAGAAGUCAAAGGGCGCACCACGUGUGACAGAAGCCAGUGUCCGUCCUGCUGGCACGAUCUCAGUGACAUUUUCACCUAGGGUGUUCCCCACGCCGACACGCGAGUCACAAACGCCCCUGGAGGAGGAGUGGUUGAAGAAGCAGGUAGAAGCGAGGAAGCGAAUUGAGGCAGAUGACAUGGACCUUACAGAGGAGGAGAGGGAUCCUGUGUGGCUGAAGGAGAAAGGAGACUCAUUCUUCACACAAGGAAACGUAGAAGGCGCGAUCAGUGUUUACUCCCAUGCCAUCCGCCUAAAUGCUAAACUGCCAGCGUUGUUUUCCAACAGAGCUGCCUGUCACUUAUUGGUGAGAAACUUUCACAAAUGCAUUGAAGACAGCUCCAAGGCUCUGGAGUUGUUGGUGCCCCCAGUGGAGGGAAACAGAGAGGCACGUGUGAAGGCGCAUGUACGACGGGGCACAGCAUUUUGUGAGCUGCAACUAUAUCCAGAAGGCCUCAUGGACUAUGACGCGGCUCUGAGCUUAAAGCCAGAUGACAGCGAGCUGAGGGCAGACACCUCGCGCAUCCGCUCGCACAUAGAGACAAGCACCGGGUACAAUGACAACAGCUAACGACAAGGAAGCCGUCUACGUGAACGACCAGGUUCAUUAUAACAGGAGUAGAUAAUAGAGAGGAGUGUGACAUCAAUAAACAAGGGAAAUUUGUCAUUUACU